Messenger RNA from Leptonychotes weddellii (Weddell seal), 3167 nucleotides. NCBI's taxonomy places the organism in Eukaryota, Metazoa, Chordata, Mammalia, Carnivora, Phocidae. The record is from RefSeq and is a predicted model, not a curated record.
CGUUCAGUUGGCGAAGGCGGCUGUGAGCGGUGAUGAGAGAGCCCUGGACAUGUUUAACUGGAGGAAAAGUGACUUUGGAAGUUUCCUGAAAAUGGGAUCUCAAGAGGGACUAUCAUUCUUUGUCAGCCUGAUGGAUGGGACGGUGCACUACGUGGAUGAGAAAGGCAAGACCACGCAGGUGGCUUCCACAGACAGCUCCGUCCAAAUGCUCUUCUACAUCGAGGAAAGGGAGGCCCUGGUCGUGGUCACGCAGAACCUGCUGCUGUCUCUGUAUGUAGUGAGGCCUGAGGGUGAAGCCGAGGAAGUGAUGAAGGUCAAGUUGAGCGGGAAGACGGGUCACCGGGCCGACAUUGCAUUGAUUGAAGGCAGUGUACUUGUGACCGCCAUAGGGGAACCCGUUCUCAGAUUCUGGGAUUUAGAAGGCGGAGAGAAUUACGUGCUGAGUCCAGAGGAGAAGUGUGGUUUCGAAAAAGCUGAGAAUAUAAAUUGUGUUUCUUACUGUAAAGCCAAAGGUCUUUUGGCAGCGGGUACCGAUAAGGGGCGAGUAGCCAUGUGGAGAAAGCUGCCAGGCCCCCAGAGCAGCCGAGUGGCAGAGGGCAAGGACAGGUGGACCCUUCAGACCCCUACUGAGCUCGAAGGCAACAUCACACAGAUAAAGACAGACGUGGUGAUUCUGUCCUUCUUCGUCACGGAAGAGCACGGCUUCUUGCUCCAGGACAGCUUCCCCCGGCCUCCCGCCUACCAGAAUCUUCUGGGGAUCGAAGUGCCUCAUUAUUACUUCAUCAGAAAGCCAGGAGAAGCAGACGGAGAAGACCAGGUGGACUCAGGGUGCCCGUGCGUGGGCAGGAGACCCCUGCGAGACUUCGUCGGGCUAGAGGACUGCGAUAAGCCCACUCGGGAUGCCAUGCUUCACUUCAGCUUCUUCGUUACCAUCGGAGACAUGGAUGAAGCUUUCAAAUCUAUCAAACUCAUCAAAAGCGAGGCGGUCUGGGAGAACAUGGCGCGCAUGUGUGUGAAGACCCAGCGGCUGGACGUCGCCAAGGUGUGCCUGGGAAACAUGGGCCAUGCGCGUGGAGCACGAGCCUUGCGGGAGGCUGAGCAGGAGCCAGAGCUGGAGGCCAGGGUGGCCAUGUUGGCCAUACAGCUGGGCAUGCUGGAGGAUGCCGGGCAGCUGUACAGGAAGUGCGGGCGCUAUGACCUCCUGAACAAGCUGUACCAGGCCUCUGACCAGUGGCAGAAGGCCGUGGAGGUCGCGGAGCUCCACGACCGCAUCCACCUGCGUGCCACCUACUACAACUACGCCAGGCACCUGGAGGCCAGUGCUGACCGCGGCCUGGCCCUCAGCUACUAUGAGAAGUCAGACACCCACCGCUUCGAGGUGCCCAGAAUGCUCUCGGAGGACCUGCAGUCCCUGGAGCUCUACAUCAAUAAGAUGAAGGACAAGACCCUGUGGAGGUGGUGGGCCCAGUACCUGGAGAGCCAGGCAGAGAUGGACGCGGCGCUGCGCUACUACGAGCUGGCACAGGACUAUUUCUCCCUGGUCCGCAUCUACUGCUUCCAGGGCAACAUUCAGAAGGCUGCUGAGAUAGCCAACGAGAGUGGAAACUGGGCAGCGUCCUAUCACCUGGCCCGCCAGUACGAGAGCCAGGAGGAGGUGAGGCAGGCCGUGCACUUCUACUCGCGGGCGCAGGCCUUCAACAACGCCAUCCGCCUGUGCAAGGAGAAUGGCCUGGAUGACCAGCUCAUGAACCUGGCUCUGCUGAGCUCUCCUGAGGACAUGACUGAGGCGGCGCUCUACUACGAGGACAAGGGCGAGCACAUGGACAGGGCGGUCAUGCUCUACCACAAGGCCGGCCACUUCUCCAAGGCCCUGGAGCUGGCCUUCGCCACCCAGCAGUUCGUGGCCCUGCAGCUCAUAGCGGAGGACCUGGAUGAGAGGUCGGACCCCGCCCUCCUGGCCCGCUGUUCAGACUUCUUCACUGAGCACAGCCAGUACGAGAAGGCAGUGGAGCUGCUGCUGGCAGCAAAGAAGUACCACGAAGCCCUGCAGCUUUGCCUGGAGCAGAACAUGACCAUCACUGAGGAGAUGGCCGAGAAGAUGACCGUGUCCAAGGACUCCAAGGACCUGUCAGAAGAGUCUCGGCGCCAGCUGCUGGAGCAGAUCGCCAAUUGCUGCAUGCGCCAGGGCAACUACCAUCUGGCCACCAAGAAGUACACGCAGGCAGGGAACAAGCUGAAGGCCAUGAGAGCGCUACUGAAAUCUGGGGACACGGAGAAAAUCAUGUUCUUUGCGGGCGUCUCAAGGCAAAAGGAAAUCUACAUCAUGGCCGCCAACUACCUGCAGUCCCUGGACUGGCGGAAGGAGCCGGAGAUCAUGAAGAACAUCAUCAGCUUCUACACCAAGGGGAGGGCCCUCGACCUGCUGGCUGGCUUUUACGAUGCCUGUGCCCAGGUGGAGAUCGAUGAGUACCAGAACUACGACAAAGCCCAUGGGGCACUGACAGAGGCCUACAAGUGCCUGUCCAAGGCUAAGGCCAAGAGCCCCCUGGAUCAGGAGACCAAGCUGGCUCAGCUGCAGAGCAAGAUGACACUGGUGAAGCGGUUCAUCCAGGCCCGAAGGACGUACACCGAGGACCCCAAGGAGGCGGUCAGGCAGUGCGGGCUGCUCCUGGAGGAGCCGGAGCUGGAGAGCACCAUCCGUGUCGGGGACGUCUGUGGCUUCCUGGUGCAGCACUACCUGCAGGCCGAGGACUUCCAGAUGGUGAGGCCUUGGCGGGGCUUGGGGAUGACUGGGGGGAGGCCCUGCCGCUGCUACUGGCAGUCCCCACUCUCUCCGCCCCAGGGAGCUGCAAGCUCACGGCGAGGAGGUGCUUCUCCUGUCGCGGUGUUUGACUUUUUAGGCUUUUUUUCUUUUGAAAUGAUUUCAAACUGAGAAGCUACAAGAAUAAUAGAACCUGCAUGUACCCUUUACCAGAUUCAGCAGUUUUCAGCAUUUUGCCACAUUUACUUAUUCUAUAUGUAUGUUUUUAUAUUUCUAUUUGAUAUUUUAUACAUAAAGUGGGUAUUUUUCUGAGUGAUAUGCGAAUUGCAGGCGUCCUUCCCUUCCCCCUCAGUUCACUAACACUUGGUUGGACACCUAGAGGUGGGACGUGGGGUCAUACAGCCAG